This is a messenger RNA of Magnolia sinica, 1756 nucleotides long. RefSeq names its product glucan endo-1,3-beta-glucosidase 9. The transcript has 2 exons. Gene Ontology annotation, cellular component: plasma membrane. Gene Ontology annotation, molecular function: hydrolase activity, hydrolyzing O-glycosyl compounds. Bases 83 to 1540 code for a protein of 485 amino acids. The record is from RefSeq and is a predicted model, not a curated record. Lineage: Eukaryota; Viridiplantae; Streptophyta; Magnoliopsida; Magnoliales; Magnoliaceae. Gene Ontology annotation, biological process: carbohydrate metabolic process.
AUUCUCGCUUUCUCAUGUCUUCCACCUGUUCGAUGAAUUGCGUGAAAGAGGAGAAGGAGAAGAAGAAGAAGAAUACAAGAAAAUGGCAACGACAGUCCAUCUCCUCAGCUUACUCUUCUUCUUCUUGCCCGCUACAUCGAUGGGUGGAGGUAUUGGCGUGAACUGGGGGACUUUAUCUUCCCACCCUCUACCCCCACCCAAGGUCGUGGCAGUCCUCCAAUCCAACAACAUUUCCAAAGUCAAGCUCUUCGACGCCGAUCCUCUCGUUUUGGAGUCCCUUUCCGGCUCCGGAAUCAACGUCAUCGUCGGCAUCCCCAACGCCAUGCUCAGGCCCUUGAGUUCUUCCAAGAAGGUCGCCGAGAGCUGGGUCCACGACAACAUCUCUCGCUACUUCUCGAAUGGUGGCGCUGCAGCUGUGCGGAUCGAGUAUAUUGCUGUUGGAGAUGAACCAUUACUCCAAAGCUAUGGAGAACAGUUCAAGCCCUUCAUCGUUGGCGCAGCAACAAAUAUCCAGUUGGCUUUGAUUGGAGCCAAAUUAGCAAACAAGGUGAAAGUGGUCAUUCCUUGCAAUUCCGACAUUUACCUUUCAAAUUCUACCCUGCCAUCGAAAGGGCACUUCAGGCCCGAUCUCAACAAAACCAUGACCCAGCUCCUCUCAUUCCUCAGCAAGCACGGAUCCCCUUUCGUUAUCAAUAUCUACCCUUUCUUGAGUCUUCACCACAAUAAGAACUUCUCCUUAGGCUAUGCCCUCUUCCGCCCUACUGCACAUCCACUGAUAGAUGGUCAUAACACAUACAAAAAUAGCUUUGACGCAAGCAUUGACACCCUGGUUGCAGCUUUGUCGAGGGUUGGGUUUGCUGAUAUGGAUAUCAUUGUCGGGCAGAUAGGAUGGCCCACAGAUGGAGCAAUGAAUGCUUCGUCUAUUGUUGCUCAGAGCUUCAUGAAAGGCCUAAUGAGCCAUCUACAGAGCAGAGCGGGGACACCACUUAGGCCUCGGAGACCACCGAUCGAUACAUACAUUUUUAGCCUCUUAGAUGAAGAUCGGAGAAGCAUAGCCAAUGGAAACUUUGAGAGACAUUGGGGCGUAUUCACUUUCGAUGGUCAAGCCAAGUACCAUGUGGAUUUAGGCCAAGGUUCAAGAGAUCUCGCAAACGCUCAGAAUGUAGAAUACCUUGCAUCCAAAUGGUGUGUGGUGGACAACAACAAGGACUUAUCAAAUGCCUCAGCCAGUGCUGUUGAGGCAUGCUCCGUUGCUGACUGUACGACCUUAUCUCUCGGAGGCUCCUGUUACACCAUCGAUUGGCCUGGGAAUGUAUCAUAUGCCUUUAAUAGUUACUAUCAGCAGCACGACCAACGGGCAGAUAGCUGUGACUUUGGUGGGUUGGCUCUGAUCACCAUUGUUGAUCCUUCAGUUGGAGAGUGCAGGUUCCCCGUCGGCCUCCGUACAUCGUUGUCCACUUCCCUGCAUGGGACACUUCAUGCCUGGUGGACACUCUUUAUAACUGCCUGCAUUUCAGUAUGGUCGCUUGGUUUCACAUAGUAUGCUAGCAUGUUGGUAUUUGUUUUUGAUUGUUAGGUUGGAUGUUGUUAGAGAGCCAUAUUGUGCAGUGAUCUCUGAUGACAUGUUUGCCUCGGCCAAAUCUGCUUAUGCAAAGUUGUAGUUUUUUCCUUGUUGUACAAGGUUUAAGGUUCCUUUCAAAGCCUUUUUUUGUGCCAUUGAUAGUGAUUGGAUUUCAAUGAGUUGCUACUUGUUUUA